This is a messenger RNA of Seminavis robusta, 2349 nucleotides long. NCBI's taxonomy places the organism in Eukaryota, Bacillariophyta, Bacillariophyceae, Naviculales, Naviculaceae. The record is from the annotation of a GenBank genome assembly.
CUAAAUUCUUCGCUUGUGAGCGCGUCUUUCAGUCUCGACAGCUGGUGACCCGUCCAUUGAUUGCUUCGGUCGCAUCACUCGUCGUCGACGAACGCAGCAACCACCUCCCCCGCCGGUCCCUGCUCCGUACAAACUGUAUUGCGUUCUAUUUAUUCUUUGAACACUCCCUCUUGUUGCUUCUAGUACUACUCGCAUUGGUUACUUGCAAUAGCGAAACCAAGAGAUAAUACAACGAGAGAGAUUAAAGGUCAGUCAAAAGGUGAAGAGACUCUGCUACCAUCGACACUACUAGUACUACCAGUACUGACAGCACAACGGAAAAGGCUUCGCAUUUACUUGUUCUGUUUGGGCCCGCCAAAAAGAUACCUUUUUUCUUCUGUGAAUUACUCCGUUGACAAUGCUGGGCGCACGAGUGAUUUCUGAUCAGAAUGUGCAGGAGAAUGCAGGCGAUGAACAGCAGCAACAAACUGCGGAAACGGGCGACAACGCUAACAAUUCCCACAACUACGGUAGUCCUUCCCAACCGGCCGCCAUGAUCGAACCCGACAACGAUCCAACCGAAUACAGCGACCACGACGCACCGUUGGAUUUGAUUAGCCCUCCCAAUCGCAAUGUCUCGGACGACGCAUUCACCACCAGUUCUUCACUGAGCGAUGCCAGCGAGGGCAACAAGUCUCAGAAUCUAGUGGAUGUGGACAUGGAAGAUGUGUUUGCAUACGAAGGAUCGCCCACACCGCUGGCAGGAGUGGGUUCGGGACCGUAUCUGAAUCAGCAUCCUCCCACGCAUUACCAGCAGCACUUGCAGCCCAAACAACAACGAUUGCAGCGGAUGGAUUCCACACCCUCGGAUGAUUCUGGAUCCGGACGAGGGGCCACAACGACCAGCCAGAACUCCAGUCGCGAUUGGGGAUGGUUUGAAGAUGUGCAUCAGAGCGGACAAUUGACCCCCACUGGCUCAUUGACGAACCGAACCACUCGUCGCCACCCAGAUGAAAAUGGACACAAGAAUGCUUCUGGAAAAUCCAAGAAGUCAAUACCUCACCGCAUUGGAUUGGAUCCCAACAAUGAAACAGCUGCUGCCGCCAUGGCCGUGACAGCCCCAACCUAUGUACUCGAAGAAUCCCUUUCCUCGCAACGGCUCUGGAAGUAUACUGCCGGGAACCGCCCACCACAACCCAUGGAAGAGCGCAUGUUUUACGAAAAGAUGUGGGCGCAAAACUUUGCACGAUCUCAAGUCAAUUAUCAAAUGCCCGUCGAUGUGCUCACGGCCACGUCGCCCAUUUCCCUCAGCCCCUUUGCCGAAGGAACCAUGGAAAUGUCGGCGGCUGCUGCGGCUGAUGGAGGCGAUUAUAACCAGUACACGAUUGGCAUGAAUACACCGGCCAAUACACACAACAUGAUGAUGCCUUCCUCUCGCACGGCCGCCGGAGGCAAUAGUCGACCCGAGGAAACGUCCGGAGGGGCCAAGAGUGAAUCGCGAAGUGGACUCAAAGAAGCCCCGAGGCCGGCUGCGCCUGCUGUACUCCCGCCCAUGGCACAUCAGGAUAUUGUCAAUAAAGUGGCCAAGACAGAGAGUGGAGAUAACUUGCGCGUUUUGGUGCGUGGAGACAACGUGUUUGGUACUACUGUGAGCAAGUCAUUUGCCUGUACAGAUGAACGUGGAGGACCCAUUACGGGUGUGGACACUGUCAAUAUCUCCGUUGCCAGUUAUCGAGUUGUGGACUCUCAGAAGAAUGGCAAAUACGCGCAAUUCCUGGUCAUUUACCGCGAAGGCAGUAUUCGAGACACCAUUGGUGUUUGGAAACGGUAUUCUGACUUUGAUGAUUUGGCCAAGAAGGUGACACAAGCACACGAAGGGUGUGCAUCUGUCAUUGCCAACAUGUCUCCAUUGGCCAUCACAGAGGAACACGAUGUGGAGCAUCUCCCCAAUGCCAUCACGAGUUGGAGACUAUUGAAGAAAAGACAACGAUGGUACAGAUGCUUGGACGCAGGAUACCUGUCGCUGAAAGUAUUCCUCCUUGAACGAUUCCUUCAUGACAUUUUGUUUGAAAGCUCCAGCCCGAAAUUGCUUCGGGAGUUUGUAGGAGCAGAUCAAUCGCUUUCUCGUUGAGGUGGUCGAAGGGAGAGUACCGCCCCUGGGUACCGGGUACCGCUACCUGUUGGAACCACCCUGUCUGCAUAGUUUUGGUUAGAAAGGAGAAGCAAAGGGCGACUUGAGGAUUGAGGAUACUUCGUGAACUAGUCAAUCUCGAGCACCAUUGCUUCUCGCACGAGAGUUUUUUAGAUUUGAUGUAAGAAUACAUACCGGUACAUUUCAUAAUGGUUUUCUAAAAAUCGAACGAGGCUUCU